Messenger RNA from Exophiala oligosperma, 3332 nucleotides. RefSeq lists its product as uncharacterized. The record is from RefSeq and is a predicted model, not a curated record. Bases 215 to 2680 code for a protein of 821 amino acids. The transcript has a single exon. Gene Ontology annotation, molecular function: ATP hydrolysis activity; ABC-type transporter activity; long-chain fatty acid transmembrane transporter activity. Lineage: Eukaryota; Fungi; Ascomycota; Eurotiomycetes; Chaetothyriales; Herpotrichiellaceae. Gene Ontology annotation, cellular component: peroxisomal membrane. Gene Ontology annotation, biological process: peroxisome organization; fatty acid beta-oxidation; long-chain fatty acid import into peroxisome.
AUCAUUGCGUCAAUGCUGCGUACACGAGGCAACCGUCUGAUCGGUCGACUUCACUUCCUGUCAAGAUUCUCCUUGCGCACGACGACCUUCCAUGACCUAGGAUUAGACAGCAAGACACCUGGCGUCCCUCCUGCUCAUGGUCCUGUGAUGACAAUGUGUUCCUCGGCCAGGUGACAAUAGCGCUGGCCAGAUCAAUCGCAAUCACCUCUACAGAAUGCCAGUCCACUCGAAAGAAGACCCUUUGAUGGUCCUCUAUAAUCACUACCUCUCUCUCUUUCGAACUCAGAUCAAACGGACGCCGAGAUCCGCCAGGCUUGCCGCAACCGCAGCUCUCCUCAUUUCUAUCCUCUCAAGCAGUUAUGGCGGCUAUAGAUGGUGGCAGGAAAGGACCAAAGAGAAGGCUCGAGGGCAAAGACUCGUCAGGAAAAACAGCGGACUGAGAGGGAAAGGCGGCGAGCGCAUUAUAUACGUGCCCAAAGGCAAUACUACCUCGAAAGUCAUCAUACAUCCUACUCGUCCUACAACGUUCGACGCACAUAGACGGUUAUUCCUGACGCCUCCUCGGAUCACAAGGAUUGCAAGUGGUGCAUCGACCCCAGCGUAUGGCCAUGGUCCACCCCCUCAGACAAAACCCGGCCUCAACUUGGCCUUCCUACACCAGUUUCUCAGUCUGCUAAACAUUAUGAUACCACGAUUCCGCAGUAAAGAGACAGCACUGCUGUUGAGCCACGGGGUAUUUUUGAUUCUGCGGACCUACUUGUCCCUAGUCGUUGCUAGACUGGACGGCGCUAUUGUUCGAGACUUGGUCGCGGGCCAAGGCAAAUCCUUUAUGCUGGGGAUUUUGCGGUGGUUGUCGGUUGGUACAUUGGCCUCUUAUACCAACUCCAUGAUCAAAUUCCUGCAGUCAAAGAUAUCAAUUGCCUUCCGAACCAGACUUACACGAUACAUACACGACUUAUACCUGAACUCCAACCUCACAUACUAUAAACUCACGAACUUGGACGGCGGCGUUGGUCAAGGAGCUGAUCAGUUCAUAACGCAAGACUUGACCUUGUUUUGUACGUCGGCAGCAUCAUUAUAUUCGUCUUUAGGAAAACCGUUGGUUGAUAUCUUUGUCUUCAACUAUCAACUUUACCGAUCUCUAGGUCCUCUAGCGCUGACCGGACUUCUGGCCAAUUAUUUCGCGACCGCUACCCUACUACGCAGACUUUCGCCUCCGUUCGGGAAAUUGAAAGCCGUUGAAGGGAAGAAAGAGGGCGACUUUCGUGGCCUCCAUGCCCGUCUCAUAGCCAAUGCCGAAGAAAUCGCAUUCUAUGGCGGCGCAGACGUGGAGAAGGUCUACCUGAAUAAAUCCUUCAGAGAACUGCGCAGCUGGAUGGAAGGGAUCUACAAUGUCAAAGUCCGCUAUAACAUGCUCGAGGACUUUAUCCUAAAGUACUCGUGGUCAGCCUUUGGAUACAUCAUCACCUCGAUCCCCGUCUACUUGCCGGCAUGGGCAGGACUGACUUCUCUACUGGACACGUCCGGGUCCUCUGGCGCCGAGGUAUCGGAAUUUUCACGAGAGAGAUCUCACAUGAAGGACUUCAUCACAAACAAGAGACUCAUGCUUUCGCUUGCCGAUGCCGGCGGAAGAAUGAUGUACAGCAUCAAGGAUCUCUCGGAGCUCGCUGGCUACACAUCACGAGUAUAUCAACUCAUCUCCACCCUUCACCGGGUACAUGCGAACGCCUAUGGUCAAGGUACUCGGCGUUAUUCCAGUAGAGCCGAGUUGUUCUCUCUGGCUGAUGUACAGGGAACGCUACAUGCUGGCUUUGAUGGCGUCCGUCUUGAAGAUGUUCCUAUUGUUGCCCCAUCCCUUUAUCCCUACGGAGGAGAAGAACUCAUCGAGUCUCUUUCAUUCGUGGUACACAGUGGCGAGCAUCUUCUGAUCUCUGGAAGCAACGGUGUAGGCAAGUCCGCCAUCGCAAGGAUCGUCGCUGGCCUCUGGCCUGUCUUCAGGGGGCUUGUCUCGCGACCACGUAACAAUGGUCAAGACGGGAUAAUGUUCAUCCCUCAGCGGCCAUACCUCAGCGUGGGCACAUUGCGUGAUCAAGUGAUUUAUCCUCAUACCGAGAUCGAUAUGCGUGAGAAUGAACGUCGCGACAGUGAACUAGAGAGAGUUCUCGAGGACGUCAAACUUGGCCACCUUCUCGCACGCGAAGGAGGUUGGGAUACACGGAAAGAAUGGAAAGACGUCCUCUCGGGUGGAGAGAAACAGCGCAUGGCGUUUGCGCGGCUCCUAUAUCAUGAACCGAGAUAUGCAUUUCUGGAUGAAGGGACAAGUGCGGUUUCCUCGGAUGUCGAAGGGCUACUGUAUGAGCGGUGUAAAGACCGGGGCAUCACCGUGAUCACACUCUCUACCCGUGCCAGCCUACGGAAAUAUCACACUUCCAAUCUCAUACUCGGCUUGGGCGACGAAGGGUAUGAUUGGGAACUGGUCAAGAUUGGCACCGAAGCUGAAAAAUUCAGCAUGGAUAAAGAGAUCAAGGAGCUACGAGAGAAAUUAGCCAAGGUCCCUGAGUGGGAGGAGCGCAAAACCGCCAUCGACGAGGAACUUCAUCAUGUGCAAGUGGUAGAUGAAGCAGGAUCCAUGGAGCUUGAGAAGCCUACUUAUUUGGCUGGAGAGUCAGACCAAACUUGAAGAGUGAUAGCUCUCAGGAAAUGCUUGGAACCCGUUUGUAGACAGUGUCCAGAAAAUGCUAGAACUUGAGUGGUCUCGCGAUAAGGCUACACAUGUGCAACAAUAUCCUGCGCCUGAUCGGCACCCAUGGAUGGAUAUGAAGCAAUACAAAAAUCCUUGCUCAAAGUAUAGCGACAUAUUGGGGGUCCACAAUUUUCAACCGCAACAAGCUCAGAAUUGCUCGUUGAUUGGUCACUUCCUCAUCAACAACAACCCCGGUAUUCUACGAAGUAUGCACACUCACGAAUCAGUGGAAGUCGUCGCAAGAGCUAGGUCAAACCCGGUUAAUGAAGACAUGAUCCAGGAAGAUAGCGCCAGCCUGAACUGGUACUGCUCUCGAAAUGGCCAGUAAGAUCCCCUAGAGAGAAUCAGUUUUGGAGCAAACUUAAGUCGACAUCUGCAUCAAGUUGCAGAAAAUCAGAUAACAUUCUCAAGGUCCAUGGAGAUAUUCUGUUCCAAGUGGACACACAAUGAGUAUAUCAGGAGAACAACUUGCGGAUGUCGCUGCGUCGAAUUUGAGGGCUUGUAAAAGUACAAAUAGCCCGCCCUCGAACAAUACUUUGUCGACCGUUCCACCAUCACCACCACCACACUACGAAAACACUACGAAAAC